This is a messenger RNA of Onychomys torridus (southern grasshopper mouse), 1741 nucleotides long. It is a transcript of the gene Nme6, whose product is annotated as NME/NM23 nucleoside diphosphate kinase 6. The record is from RefSeq and is a predicted model, not a curated record. NCBI's taxonomy places the organism in Eukaryota, Metazoa, Chordata, Mammalia, Rodentia, Cricetidae. Bases 987 to 1610 code for a protein of 207 amino acids. The transcript has 6 exons. Gene Ontology annotation, molecular function: nucleoside diphosphate kinase activity. Gene Ontology annotation, biological process: UTP biosynthetic process; GTP biosynthetic process; CTP biosynthetic process.
GGUGAAUGAAGCAGACCCCUGCUUUCAUGAAGCUGGGCUUUAAUGGAGAAGAUGUAGCUGAAAGAAGCAUUUGAGCCCUGAAAGUCUGACUGGAGAAGUGAGCUGGGUGCACAUGGGCAAAAAGGACAUAACGGGGAAGCAGAGGAGCAAUGGAGACACUUCCUUACACAGAGCUUGUCAGGCCUGAAAGGCAUGGGACUGAACAAGCCCGUGAAACUGGGGUAAAAGAGUUAGGGGCUGUGGGGCUCCAGAUGGAGCCAGAGAAGUUAAAGUCUGGGUCUUCAAAACUCACAAUACUGAUUGGCUUGAGGAGGGGACUGUAUAGUUAGCUUUUAUUGUUGUAGCACAGAUUUAGAGAGUGUGUCCAGAGUGAAAGCCUAGACACCAUUGAGGAGGGUGUCACAGAAGUCCCAAAGGAAGUUAAAAGGAAGAGAUUUGUAUGGGCUUUGAGAUAUAGUAUAUAGGUAAGACUUUUAGAACUUGUGUGGAGGUGGGGAGUCGGGAACUGGAGGGCUCAAGGACAUCCCCGUGUAUACUUGGCCACACUGCCACGUUAUCAUCUAGAAUGUUACUAGGUGAAGUGGGUAUGCUGAUCCUGUACUGCUUAGAUUGGGCUUGGCUACAUAGUUUGAGCGGAACAUCCAGUAAUGAGCUGUAGAGAUGGCAUGAAUAGAAGAGACCUUAGCAUAGUUUCUUUGUAUCGGCUGUCCCCUGGCACCACCACCAUGGUUGGCUAAGCUAUGUGCAGGCUAAAAGGAAUGAGAGCGUUACCCGAUUCUGCCCUGCUCGUGUUGCCGGGCACCUCUGUGUUUGCUAUCAGGUUAGAGAUGAUAUUUGAGGCCAUGGUUGGUUUGGUGCGGUUUGGUUAGGGCCUGGCUGUGUAGUUCAGCUGUGCAGUCAGCUGCUAAGUGCUAGAAUUGCAGGUGUGUGCCUUUGCACCCAGCCGAAUCUUUCCUCCUGCAAACGUGGUUUCUCACACGGGUGAGAUGACCUCCAUCUUGCGAAGUCCUCAGGCCCUCCAGCUCACACUAGCCCUGAUCAAGCCUGAUGCAGUUGCCCACCCACUGAUUCUGGAGGCUGUUCAUCAGCAGAUUCUGAGCAACAAGUUCCUCAUCGUGCGGAUGAGGGAGCUGCAGUGGAGAAGGGAAGACUGCCGGAGGUUUUACCGAGAGCACGAAGGGCGUUUUUUCUAUCAGCGGCUGGUGGAGUUCAUGGCCAGUGGUCCAAUCCGAGCCUACAUCCUUGCCCACAAAGAUGCCAUCCAGCUUUGGAGAACACUGAUGGGACCCACCAGAGUAUUUCGAGCACGCCACAUGGCCCCAGAUUCAAUUCGUGGGAGUUUGGGCCUCACUGACACCCGAAACACUACCCAUGGCUCAGCAGAGAGAUUGCAGCGUUCUUUCCUGACUUCAGUGAACAGCGCUGGUAUGAAGAGGAGGAACCGCAGCUGCGCCGUGGUCCUGUGCGCUACAGUCCAGAGGAGGGCAUCCACUGUGCAGCUGACACAUGAGGCCCCAAACCAGCCUCAUAAAGCCUAUCAGUCUCUGAGGGGGAAUCAUGGACUGAAGGCACUGUCUCUGCUGGACCCCAUCACCUGCCCAAAGACCUAGCACAUCCCUGCCCAGCUGCUGUAAUCUAGCUCUAUCUACCUCUUCUAUGGAAUAUUCAUGGGUGUUAAGGAAGGGUGGUGACUCCUCUUUUUGUGUGUGUUGGGGGCAGGAGGGCAGUUGAGACAGGUUUC